AUUUAAUUAAUUAUCUUCUAUACAUUACAUUCAUAUUUCAUAAUCACAGAAUCAAGGAAAAGAUAUAUAUGAUCAUCAAAAUUUUAUCAUAAAAUUGAUGAUUAAUCCAAAAUAAUGACCAAGAUUAAGGUUAUAAUCAUCUUUGGGCUAAGACUUAUAGCUUUAGCUGCUUCUGUUGUAACAACUAUUGUUAUGGGAACUGCUCAUGAUUCUGCUACUAUUUUGAACUUCAAAUUUGAAGCCAAAUUCUCCAAUUCUCCUGCUUUCAAGUAUUAUGUGAUAAUCUAUGGAAUUGUAAGCUGCUAUUCUCUGGCAAUUCUUUUGCUUCCUUACAAGAACUUGCUAUGGCGCCUAAUACUGGUUUUAGAUACGGUGGUAACACUAAUGUUAAGUACAGCAGUAUCAUCAGCAUUAUCAAUAGCAUAUGUAGGAAAGAAAGGGAAUACAAAUGCAGGUUGGCUCCCAAUAUGUGGGCAAGUUCCCAAGUUCUGUGAUGAGACUACUGCUGCUCUUGUUGUUGGCUUUGUUGCACUUAUUCUCUACCUUCUCAUACUCCUCUAUUCCCUUUAUGCUGCUCUUAGUCCUUUCUUUUCUGUAAACUCCUAACCUAAGCUGAGAGAUUUUUUAACCACAUUCUCGUUAUGGAUAUGGGUUGCCGUUUGUUUUUUCCUCCCCAGUCUAUGCUCAUAGUUUUUAUGAGCAGGAUACACUUAGUAUUAUAGAUGAUAAAACUCCUA
Molecule: messenger RNA, 737 nt
Organism: Amaranthus tricolor (Joseph's coat)
Lineage: Eukaryota; Viridiplantae; Streptophyta; Magnoliopsida; Caryophyllales; Amaranthaceae
Product: CASP-like protein 1C2
Exons: 3
Coding region: 115-606 (163 amino acids)
Source: RefSeq, a predicted model, not a curated record